AAAAAAUCAUAAAUAACUUUUAUGACCAGUUUACUGAGUGGGGAUUAUUUCGAAGAUUUCAAACUUGAUCUUCUUCAAUUCUACUUCAGUCCGGUGUUGGUGCUAACAGGUUGCUAGGGACAAGGAAAAAAAUGAAGAUCCUUCUUUUAAUAAUGUUCGCUGCAGUAGUGUGUGCUAAUGAUGCUUUGAGAGAUCUUCAGCAAGGAAAUAUCAAGUUUACAUCAUCGUUAUAUCAGCAAAUAAUCAAAGAUAGCCCUGGAAACGUGAUCGUGAGUCCACUGUCUGUGCAGCUCAUCUUGGCGUUAACCCAACUUGGUGCGAAAGGUGACACAGCUCUUGAGUUAACCAAAGGACUUCAUCUUCCUGAUACACCCGAAAAAGUGAAGGAAGCAUUCAAGAUUCUCAUCCCUAAACUCCAAGGGAAUCAAUUUUAUAAAUUGAAUUCCGCGAAUAAGAUAUACAUCAAGGAAAAUUACUCUAUCAACAAGGAGUUCCAAAACCUCGCCCAAGAUGUUUUCGAUGCUGGUCUGGAGAAUAUCGAUUUUGUUGAUACCGUCAGUGCCUCAGAAACGAUCAAUAAAUGGGUGCAGGGAAAAACUAAUGACAAAAUAAAGAAACUUAUCACUCCUGACAUGCUGAAUGCAAUGACCAGACUUAUUUUGGUGAACGCCCUUUACUUCAAUGCCAAUUGGUCUUCACCCUUCGAUACUUAUGGGACUUCAAAAAGGACAUUCUUCAAAUCUGAGAAGGAUGAGAUAAAGGUCGAUACUAUGCAUCUCACAGAAACAUUAAAGUAUGCAGAAAAUAAGGAUUUGGACCUGAAAUUUUUGGAAAUUCCAUAUGAAGGAGAUGAUGUUAGCUUCACUGUAGUUCUACCUAACCAGAAAGAAGGUUUGAGCGCACUUGAAGGCCGACUGAAUGAAGUUUUGAUGCCCCAGAAUUAUUCUUAUGAAAGGGUUAACCUUUUCUUGCCUAAAUUCAAGAUUGAAUCUACAUUCAAACUAAUUCCGGCUUUGAAAGAGCUCGGCAUCAAGAAAGCAUUCGAUGGAGAUCAAGCUGAUUUGUCAGGGCUGCUUUCUCAUGGAGAACCUUUGGUAAUAAGCGAUGUCAUCCAAAAGGCUUUUAUAAACGUUACCGAAACUGGUACAGAGGCAGCAGCUGCUACAGCAGUUGCACUGAAUCGCGUUCUUUUCGAGAAUUCCAUGAGCCCCAUUGAUUUCAAAGUUGAACGGCCCUUCCUGUAUUUCAUAAGAAAAGAGGAUAUAGUACUAUUUCUUGGUCGUAUAACUUCCCCAUCUCUAUAGAGUAUCAUCAAGACUGCAAUUGUGGGCGUUCCUUUAUCCGCUAUUAUUUAUGAUAGAGUCAUAACUGUAGAUGCCAAUAGACCCUUUUUCUUCUUCAUAACUCAUAAAGCAUCGAAAGAAAUAUUAUUGGUUGGUCGUUUCUCAGCUUGAAAGAAGUUAUUAUUUCAUGAUCCUCAUCAUCCACGAACAAUAAAAUAACAGAUUGUCAACGGUCUUAAAUGGAAUAAAUUUCAAAUUAUA
This is a messenger RNA of Coccinella septempunctata (seven-spotted ladybird), 1544 nucleotides long. RefSeq names its product antichymotrypsin-2-like. The coding region runs from base 132 to 1304 and encodes 390 amino acids. Lineage: Eukaryota; Metazoa; Arthropoda; Insecta; Coleoptera; Coccinellidae. The record is from RefSeq and is a predicted model, not a curated record. Gene Ontology annotation, molecular function: serine-type endopeptidase inhibitor activity. The transcript is spliced from 7 exons.